Messenger RNA from Priceomyces carsonii, 732 nucleotides. RefSeq names its product proteasome core particle subunit beta 6. The record is from RefSeq and is a predicted model, not a curated record. The transcript has a single exon. Gene Ontology annotation, cellular component: proteasome core complex. Lineage: Eukaryota; Fungi; Ascomycota; Pichiomycetes; Serinales; Debaryomycetaceae. Bases 1 to 732 code for a protein of 243 amino acids.
AUGAACUCUACUACUGUUGCGUCGGAAUAUUCGUCGGAAGUCAAUAAAGUUCCAAUAGAACAUAGAUUCAAUCCAUACACAGAUAAUGGUGGAACAGUGCUAGGUAUCGCAGGUAAGGAUUUUGCGGUCCUCGCAGGGGACACAAGACAAGUGAAUGGGUACUCUAUUAAUUCUCGUUAUGAACCGAAAAUUUUUAACGUUGGAGAUGAUAUAGUUAUGACGGCCAACGGGUUUGCUGCAGACGGGGACGCCCUUAUAAGCAAAUUUAAAAACCAAGUAAAAUGGUAUAAGUUUAACAAUGGUGAAAGAAGAUUGGGAAUCAAAAGUGCAGCUAGAUAUAUACAUCAUUUACUUUAUGGGAAGAGGUUUUUCCCAUACUACGUCAGUACCUUGAUUGCAGGGUUGGAUGAAGAAGGUAAAGGAGCUGUUUAUUCUUAUGAUCCUUUGGGUUCAUAUGAGAGAGAGCAAUGCAGGGCUGGUGGUGCGGCCUCCAGUUUGAUAACCUCUUUCUUAGAUAAUCAAGUUAACCUUAAGAAUCAGUAUGUGCCAGGUUCUGAUGGUAAGAAAAAGAAGGAAGUCAGAUAUCUCGAAUUGAGUGAAGUUUUAGAGCUUGUUAAGGAUGCCUUUUCCUCUGCAACGGAGAGGCACAUCCAAGUGGGAGAUGGUCUAGAAAUUUUUAUAGUCACCAAGGACGGCGUGAAAGUUGAAUACUUCCCUUUGAAGAGAGAUUAA